This is a messenger RNA of Austrofundulus limnaeus, 4707 nucleotides long. RefSeq names its product cohesin subunit SA-2. The coding region runs from base 173 to 3715 and encodes 1180 amino acids. The record is from RefSeq and is a predicted model, not a curated record. NCBI's taxonomy places the organism in Eukaryota, Metazoa, Chordata, Actinopteri, Cyprinodontiformes, Rivulidae. Gene Ontology annotation, cellular component: chromatin; cohesin complex; nucleus. The transcript has 32 exons. Gene Ontology annotation, biological process: sister chromatid cohesion. Gene Ontology annotation, molecular function: chromatin binding.
AAUCUGUUCGGUAACUUGACUGUGAGAGCUGAGGGUUCAGACGACGGAAAUGUGAUAACAUCAUAUGUUUUAGUCUGACAGCCUUCAGAAUGUAACCCGGAAAUGACCUAACAUCACAGAGGGAUGAGGCUGUGUAAAGAAGAGACACAUUUGGUUGUGAAGAUCUGAGGACAUGAUACCAGAGCCUUCAGCUGCAGCUGCAUCCAGGUCCUCAAAACAAAACACAAACAGUCAUGCAGAGAGAACCCGCUCUGGAGCUGUCAGCCACUCAGAGGAGGACUCUGGGAGUGAAAACAGGCAGAAGACUAAGCGACGUAAAAGAGCUCGCAGCGUCUUGGAGAACGAGGAGAGCACGAGYGCUGAAGCUGGCUGCAGCGGCACCAGCAGGACGCGGGGCAGACGGGUCGAGCAGAAACAUGUGGAGGCUGUCACUCUGUUCCAGGUGAUCUCCAUGGGCAGGAGUGCUGUAGAGGCAGUGAUUGAUGACUGGAUUGAGGCGUAUUUGACAGACAGAGACUCUUCUCUCCUCGACCUCAUCAGCUUCUUUAUCCAGUGUUGCGGAUGCAAAGGUGUGGUCACAGCAGAGAUGUGUCAGAGCAGAGAGGACAGUGACGUCAGGAGUAAGAUGAUUGAGGAGCUUGAUGAGGGUGCUGGUCUGCAGUAUAAGAGGUUUCUGGCCUUUCCUUGGAUCCUUACUGUCACUUGGCCCAUGGAUGCAGACAGCGCAGAGUAUCCCCUCGUGCAGUCCGGACCACCCGCCCGCUGGUUUCACUCGGAGCUCUGCGACUUCGUGUCGGUGCUGGUGGCUCAGUGUCAGCGCAGCGUCCUCUUCGACGGCUACCUGAUGAGCAGCCUCAUCUCGCUGCUCGCCGAGCUGUCGGACUCGUACGUGCGAGCUUUCCGUCACACCUGCACGCUGGCAGCGGUGAAGAUGCUGAGCUCUCUGGUGGCCGUGGCUCUGAGCCUGAGUGCUGGCGUUGAAAACAGUCAGAAACUGUACGAGGUGCAGAGGACCAAGAGCUCCAGACUGAAGAGCUCCCAGCAGCUGGAGAGAAUUCAGAAGAAGCUCACCGACUUGCAGGAAAAGCGAGCAGAAAUGGAGAGCAUGAUGGACGCCAUCUUCAAAGGGGUUUUUCUCAAGAGAUAUCGUGACAUGCUUCCGGACAUCCGCUGCAUCUGCAUAGAGGAGUUGGUUGUCUGGAUGAAGCUUUACAGCUCUGUGUUUCUCAACGACACUUACCUGAAGUACGUGGGCUGGAUGAUGCACGACAAGACACCAGAAGUGCGUCUGAAGUGUGUGUUAAGUCUGCAGGGUCUGUACAGCAAUCCUCUCCUGCUGCCUAAACUAGAUCUGUUCACCAGCCGCUUCAAGGACCGUCUCAUCUCCAUGACGAUGGAUAAGGACAACGAGGUGGCAGUCCAAACCAUGAAACUACUUCUGCUCAUUUCRAAAACGUGUGAGGAUGUGCUCACUGAGAAAGACUACAAGCAGCUGCUCCAGUUUGUUUACUCGUCCCACCGGCCUCUUGCAGCCACUGCAGGAGAGCUGUUGUUUCUGAGGAUUCUCAAUGCUCCAGCCGUCGCUUCAGAUCUCCUGGAUGAACCGAGUGAAGAGGAGGCACAUAGAUGUCAAACAUUUGCCAGAUUAAAAGUUUUGCUGCAGUUUUAUCAGGAGUCUGAGCUGCACGAGCAUGUUGUGUACCUGGUGGACAGUCUGUGGGACUGUGGGGGAGCUCUACUGAAGGACUGGCCCUCACUCACAGCUGCACUGCUGCAGAACCUCUCCUCCUCUUCCUCACAGAACACAGGCUUCACAACAGCAGAGCACACUGUGAUGGUAGAGAUUCUGCUCGCAGCAGCUCGUCAGGCCUCYGAGGGACCGGCGCUGGCUGGAAGGACUGGAACCAAGAAGGCACUGAGCAUCAGGGAGAAGAAAAGUCAAAGUGACGACUGUUUAAAGCUGACUGAACAUCUCCUCGUGGUGCUUCCCCAGUUAAUCUCCAAGUUUUCCUGUAGCAGUGAUGUUGUUGCCUCCCUGAUGAAGAUUCCUCAGUAUUUCAUCUCAGAUUGUCCAGAGGCUGAAAACACACAGCUGGUUUCCAGUCUGAUGGUGGAGAUGGCAGCUGUUUUGGACCUGCACUCGACCCCUGCGGUUCUGGAGGCGGCAGCCUGCACGUACCUGAGCCUGUGCAGCGAGCGAGCAGCCUGGUGCUCUGUGGCUAAAGCUGCGCGGGACUCUCUGGUCCAGCUCUGGGUGGAGCAGCUGACGGAGCUGCUCAGGGAUGACAGUUWUUCCGCUGAUGAGGAGAAAACCAGAAAACUUGUUGCAACGCUGAAGAAACUCCGAGCUUUCCACAACUGUCACGACCUGGGCCGGUGGAGUGUGUUUGAGCUGCUGUCUCCUGUCCUGACUGAGGCCAGCAGCCGGGGAGCAGCGCCGCCUGAGGUGCUGGAGGAGGUGCUGCGGUGCUCGUCUUUCAUCCUGCUCUGGUCUCUCAGCACGAGCGGCGAAACUCUAACCUGCCGGGAAAAGGCCGUGUCCCAGAGGCUCCAGCUGCGUCUUUUCUGUGAGAGAAGUCACCACUACCUGUCGCACUGCGAGCUCAGUGUGAGGCUUCAGGCGUUUCUGGGAGUGUGUGACGUCCUGACGGCUCAUUCGUACCAAGUGCAGGUGUGGGAGCCCACCAGCUUCGGCCCACUGCUGUACACACACAGUCCCAAACUGCAGAGGGCGCUGUUGGCCUUCGUGUGCGCUCAUGUCUUCAUGGGCCCGGACUCUGACGGUCAGAGUCGAGUGAGUGAGCACUCUGAAGUGGAGAGACUGGAGGACCUUCACAGAAGAAGAAAUGUUCUCGCAGCCUACUGCAAACUUAUAGUGCACGGAGUGCUGGAGAUGAGUGCGGUGGCUGAGAUCUACAUGUACUACAUGAAGUACUACAGUGAGUUCGGGGACAUCAUGAAGGAGACGAUGUGCAGGACCAGGCAGAUCAAUAAGAGUGAGAGCGCUCGGACUCUGGUGCUGUGUUUGCAGCAGCUGUUUGUGAGYCUCAGGCGGGAGCAGGAGAGCGGCAGCAGGGCUCCCUCAGGCGUCCAGACUUUCACCAGCAUUAAGGAGCUGGCCAGGCGCUUCGCCCUCACCUUCGGAGAUUUGAUCAAGUUCCGCGAGUGUGUCGUCAUGAUUCACAGGAACGGCAUAGAGUUUGUAUUCCAAGACUUCAUUCAGGCCCCAGAUGCAGCUACACCGCCGUACCUCUCCUACCUGACCAUCCUCAGCGAGUUCUCCAGCAAACUGCUCAAACCAGACAAGAAGACGGUGUUCUCUUACCUCCAGAAGCACACUGCGGAGCACCUCGUGGACCUCAGGGAGGAGCGCUGGCAGCCGCUGAUCUACUAUCGGGCGUCUUUACUGGCUGUGGCUGAAAUGGAGGACGCCGUGUCCUACGUGAGCUCUGACAAGAGGGCCUGUCUGCACAGUCGCUCUCCCUUCUCCAAACAGAAACUGGAAGGAAGCAAGUCUCCCUGUCAGCUCCGUCCUGCUGACAAAGUUAGUAAAACCCUCAAACUGAGCGCCAGUCCAAGUUAUCAGGAGAGACCAGGAACUAUGGAUCUGUCCUCUGUUCCUCCGGAGCUUCCUGGCAGAAACUUCAACACUGACGACCAUAUCCUCGGCAUGGCCACGGAGCUGGACGACGGCGCCGUGGAGGUUGAGCUGUAACUUCAAAGUGGAUUUCCCAUUUGGACAAGAGCGRGUCGAAUAUUUGUCCAAAAUCUGCACCUUGCAGGAGACUUACCUCCAGGUGGUCCUACUAUCAUCCCAACCUCAAUUAUUGGGUUUUUCUAAACAAGAAGCAAUGGUUCGAGCUGCUGCAGGAUCACUGAGCUCUUUGUGUCCCUGCGGCGGAUUGGAGACCCUGUCCAAGGUGUCCCAUGUCUUACAGUGCUGGAGACGGGCACCAGUUCCCAGUGACUCAAAGAUAAAAAAAAGAAAUGGGUGGAUGGUUUUCUUAAAUGUUUUUGAAAUAUGGGAGAAAAUAUCUCUUUCAUGCAAAGACUUAAAACCAAUUAAUAAUUGAAUAUUAGCCUAAUGGCUAAUGAGAUGCAGUUUUUGCACUGUUUCAUCCACAAGCACUUUAUUACCGGUAAAUAAAAUAACUUACCAGUCAAAAAAAGUCCUCAACAAAUGCACUAUUUAUACUCAGUUUAGCUUCCUAUCAACCUUUGUAAACACUAAGGUUUUAAUACGUUGUUAAAACACUWAAAUGUCUGUAAUAUACAUUGAAAUUAAUUUAUUUAAGAAGGCUAAAACCCUGAAAUGGACCAGCAGACUCAAAGCAUUUUUUUUUCYGGAUCACAAUAAGAAAUCAUGUUUCUGAUUUAUAAUUAUGACAAACAAAACAAAAUAAAUUCUGAUCAACAACCUUGUGGACAAAUGAGCAGGUUUUAAGACGAGGUGUGUGGAACAGUUAUUUGGACAAAUUGUUCUGGUCUUUUUAAGGUUUAGUUUCAUUACUCGUGCAUGAAUUUUAGUAAGUUUUUCUUUUAAAUACACACCUGUAAACUGUAUCUGUUAAAUACAUUUUUUUAUUCAGAUUUUGGAUAACAUGAUUAUUAGAUGGGUUUAUUUGUGAGUGGUGCUUUACUUUAAAAUUCUGACUUUAUGUAUUCAGUGUAAAUAAAUAUAAAAAAUAAAGACACCUAAAGUUUUUA